This is a messenger RNA of Acanthosepion pharaonis, 525 nucleotides long. NCBI's taxonomy places the organism in Eukaryota, Metazoa, Mollusca, Cephalopoda, Sepiida, Sepiidae. The record is from the annotation of a GenBank genome assembly.
AUGUUCCUUACCUCUUCUCCUGUUCCUCGGAUAUUCUCUUGUCCCUUACCUCUUCUCGUGUUCCUUACCUCUUCUAUUGUUCCUUACCUAUUCUCCUGUUCCUUACAUCUUCUCCUGUUCCUUACCUCUUCUCCUGUUCCUUACGUCUUCUCUUGUUCCUUACAUCUUCUCCUUGUUCCUUACGUCUUCUCUUGUUCCUUACAUCUUCUCGUAGUCCUAACCUCUUCUCGUGAUCUUUACCUCUUCUCGUGGCCUUUACCACUGCUCUUGUUCCUUACAUCUUCUCGUGGUCCUUACCUCUUCUCUUGUUCCUUACCUCAUCUCCUGUUCCUUACUUCUUCUCUUGUUGUUUACUCCUUCUCUUAUUCCUUACAUCUUCUCUUUCCUUACAUCUUCUCCUUGUUCCUUAACUCUUCUCUUGUUCCUUACCUCUUCUCGUGGUCCUUACCUCUUCUCGUGGUCCUUAUCUCUUCUCUUUUUCCUUACCCUUUCUCCUUGUUCCUUACCUCUUCUCUUGUUCCUUAA